Arachis ipaensis is the source of this 645-nucleotide messenger RNA. RefSeq lists its product as uncharacterized. NCBI's taxonomy places the organism in Eukaryota, Viridiplantae, Streptophyta, Magnoliopsida, Fabales, Fabaceae. The record is from RefSeq and is a predicted model, not a curated record.
AUGAAGGCAAAGGUCCAAAACGACAUCAAAGCCCCUGACAUGACCCCAUACGAUGGAACAUCUGAUCCAAGCCAUAACCUCAGCAACUUCAGAAGUCGAAUGUACCUCAUGGACGCCUCAGACACAACUCGCUGCAAAGCCUUCCCAACUACCCUCACUAAAACGGUUGUAAAGUGGUUCAACAGCCUACCCCCAAGGUUGAUUACCAGCUUUGAUGAUCUCACCAAGAAAUUCCUAGCCAAGUUCUUCAUUAAAAAAGACAAAUCCAAGCACGCUCCAAGCCUACUCGAAAUCAGACAAGGAGACCGGGAGAGCCUCCGAAACUAUAUGGAAAAAUUCAAUAAAGCAUGUCUCGACAUAAAAAAUCUCCUUACUGGAGCAACAAUCAUGGGACUUAUCAAUGGCCUACGAGAGGGACCCUUCAGCCAAUCCAAAUCCAAGAAACACCCUACAUCCUUGAACGAAGUACAAGAGUGGGCCGAAAAGUACAUUAACAAGGAAGAAAACUCCCGAUUGGGGGAAACCUCCAAAACCGGCUUCUCCUACACCUCCCGGGACAAGGACAAAGAGCCAAAGAAAACGGAGGAUCAACAUACAGAGAAACCUAGAAAGUACCAUAACUAUACCCCCUUCGGAUAUCCUUAG